Molecule: messenger RNA, 1782 nt
Organism: Xiphophorus couchianus (Monterrey platyfish)
Lineage: Eukaryota; Metazoa; Chordata; Actinopteri; Cyprinodontiformes; Poeciliidae
Product: myeloid cell surface antigen CD33-like
Exons: 8
Coding region: 122-1243 (373 amino acids)
Source: RefSeq, a predicted model, not a curated record
GAAAAAAGCUUCCUCUUCCAGUGAAAGGCAGAACGUUUUCUCUAGAUUUGCUUUUAGACAGAGGGAUUUCCUGCUGGCUGAACUGUUGCCAACAAUUUUUGAUACAAACAUAUUUGACCUGAUGGAGGGAUGUAGCAGUGAGAUGGCAGCCUUCUCCCAGAACAUGCUGACAGUCAGCAUGUUACUGAAUGUCUUCUUACUUUCAGGAGUUCAGACUGGAUGUAAUAACAAGAACCCAAACCUCAAAAUUACUGCACCAGAGGAGAUGGAAGCUCUGAGUGGAUCCUGUUUGCUAAUCCCAUGUAGCUUUAGAGCAAUACCAGAGAAACCAGGAGAAAAGUUUGACAACAACAGAGAAAUAUUUGGAGUUUGGAUUAAAAGUGAUGCAGCAUUUGAAAAUAAUAAGAAAAAUGUGAUUUACAACAGCAGUCAGUCUCAAAACAGCUAUGCAGUGAACAUUUCUGGAAACCUGAGAGAGAAGAACUGCACCAGUGUGUUUUCUAAUGUAAAGUCAAAUCAAGCAGACAAAUACUUCUUCAGGAUGGAGAACGGGCCGUUCAGAGCAACAGCUAACUGUGAUCCUGUUAAUAUAACAGUUAGAGAUUCUGCUUGGAGCCCCAGGAUUGAAAUCUCAGGUGACAUGAAGGAGAAGAACUCUGUCACCGUAACGUGCUCAGCUCUCACUCCCUGUCCACAAUCACCUCCUGGACUCACCUGGAACCUCCAACCAAACCCUCACAGACAGAUGGAGAGGAACAAAGAUGGAACGUUUACAACUACAAUCCAGCAGAACAUCACUCUGUCAGAGAUCCACGAUGGAUACAACAUCACCUGCUCUGCCAGAUAUCCUGUGGAUGGAGGAAAAAACAAGACAGCAAAUACAAAAGUGGCUCUCAGUGUUUCCUAUGCUCCCAAAGAAACCUCAGCAGCUAGAUGGAUGGAGCUGAACUGCUCCAGCAGAGUCAAUCCUCCCAUCAGCUGCUUCACCUGGGUUGAAAACAGCAAACAUACAGCCAUGAUAGUAGCUGAAGGAGACGUCAGAUUAACCGUCUAUGAGGAAGAAACCCACUGCUAUAAUCGACAGUUUUGGGAUCAUGUCUACAUUGCAGUAAAGAUCCUGGGUCUUGUGACUCUCUGCUGUUUGACGAUCAUCGUAGAGUGUUGGUCUAGAUCAGUAUUGACCAACAAACAAAAGAAGGACGCAGAAGAAGCAGAUGACGACAACAGAGUGACGGAGAUCUGAGCUCCAUGAGGAGACCAGGAAAGACGCCCUGUUCACUGUUCACACAAUCCUUCUUCAGUUCGUUCUGAUGUCGGUUUACAUCACACAGCUGUACUCACUUUCAGAAGUCUUUCUUAUUUCCUACACACAGGUCUAAUCCUCAUAUUGGUCUACAUAUUUAAAAUCUGAGUUCAAAUGAAAUGUUUGCGAGUCAAUUAGGAGUAUUUCUUCAGUAUAUUCUAGUCAGACUCACAGUGUGAGUCUGACUAGUACUGACAGUACUAGCUGUCAGUAGUAUAUUGACACAAUACACCUGUGGUGUUUAUGUGAGAUAUUAAAUGUUGCAGGAAGAUUUUUAUAGAUAAAACUUGGCAGCAAUAAAUGAGCAGGGAAUAUUUUGGAUAUUACCUGAUGCAUGUAGAACAAAGCUGGGCUAAACUUUUUAAGCAUACGCCUCUAACCGCACAACCUCCCAAAGUAUCAUCCCACAUUGUUUAAUGUAAGCUCUUCUACUCUACUUGUAUUCCGUGCUUUAAUAAAUUCUCAAUUUGGCAUGAAAA